AUGGGAUACUCCGAGAUUUACUGCCAUCUUUGUGGGGUCAGCUUCAAUAUCGCGCGCAGUCGCGUUGCUGGAGAGCCGGAACUGGCGAAAUGGGAUUAUACGGGCCGAGAGCCGGACCUAGGCGUCGACGAGGUUGACGUAGAGAAUUGUACUCGCAAUGGCUGCCACGCCGCUGUACGCCAUCCGAAGGGUGGGGACGACCCCUUGGAUGACCCGGACUAUACUCCGCCAGAAACAGAGGAGGACAUGAGCCAUGAAGAAUCUGAAUCUGAAUCUGAAUCUGAAUCUGAAUCUGAAUCUGAAUCUGGAUCUGGAUCUAUCAGUGGACUCGAUGAAGCGGAUACCAACUCGGACGGCGACGUCGAGGACCAGUGGUACCAGGAUCACCUCUUCGAUAUCAAUAUCUCCCAGGACCGUUUUUCCGGGGAGCCCCUUUGGUUACCGCUAGAUCGUCGCAAUGAGGAUGUUUUCCCAAUUGCCUCGGAGCACUGGCCACAACAGUACGAACCGGAAGACUUGGAACACAUUGCCGGUCCGAAUUGUACCGAACCGAAUGCAUAUUCUGGUCACGCCAUUUCGCUGGAGGAGAUGCAAGGGUGUCGAACGGCCCAGUUUCUUAUUCACAAGGUUGCCUCGGGCGCCCAAUGGCAGCCUGACGGGUUGGAUGAGGAGUGGGAGCUCUCGGAAGAAUGGUUCCUAUCGGGCCUUUGUGAUGGCGUGGCAUCUCGAGAUGUCGGUUAUCAAGAAGUGUAUCCGCUUCGAGGCAGUAUUAGCUGCCCGCGAUCGGAUAAUGUUAAUUUCGAUCCGGAGUAUACCGCGGCAAAUGAAUAUGCCAUGCCAUUUCAUCCAUGGUGUUUCGAUAUCUUCUGCCGCCUGUCCAAACUUCACUUCAAUCGUAUCAACAUUUCUGGUCUUGUGAAGUGGCGGAAUGCAGAGUUCUCGUGGGAUGACUUCCGUGAAUUUCCCCGGACAGGAGACGUUGCCGGCGCGCAAGAACAGUUCUGGCUCCAUGACCCCGGCAAUGAGUACUUGGCUGCCAAUCCACUCUACGUGCCCCGAUUGUUGCCUCUGCUUGAUGCUUCGGUCAAAGCCGAAGAACACGAUUCCAGUCUACAGAGCGGGGCUUUCGAUCUCUCUUGUCGGCCCAGCUGCUCCCGGAACGAGUCCGCUGAUCCUCUAGCCGCGUUGCCGAUGGAUAUUCGUCUCCUGAUCCUGUGCUAUCUCGGAUCUCGCGAUAUUGCCAGUCUUAGACUUGCUUCCCGGGGCUACGAACAACUGCCCGCUGGCCUGUGGUAUCGUCUUGUCCGAGAAGAAAUGCCAUGGCUCUGGGAGGCCUGGGAUGAGACGGAGCGCGACCAUCGCCCGUCACUAUGGACAUCCAUCACAGCGAACGGGGCCCACCUGCUUAUCCAAAGAAGGGAGCAUUAUGCUAAGGUCCUGAGAGAGGAAGGUCAGGUGGGCAACAUUGAUGAUGCUCUGGACUAUCUGUUGCCUUGGCCAGAACCGGCAGCACAACGACCUAUACUCUCAAGAAGGCAAACAAAUUGGUACCAGCUGUAUACAGCAAUCAAGCGCAACUGGCCGCAGCUCAAGGGACUACGGAAUCGACAGCGGAUAUGGGAGGAUGUGGAAGAAAUAAUUAGCAGGAUUAAACAGCAACCCUAA
Aspergillus melleus is the source of this 1665-nucleotide messenger RNA. RefSeq lists its product as uncharacterized. Bases 1 to 1665 code for a protein of 554 amino acids. NCBI's taxonomy places the organism in Eukaryota, Fungi, Ascomycota, Eurotiomycetes, Eurotiales, Aspergillaceae. Gene Ontology annotation, molecular function: protein binding. The transcript has 4 exons. The record is from RefSeq and is a predicted model, not a curated record.